Molecule: messenger RNA, 1644 nt
Organism: Aspergillus niger
Lineage: Eukaryota; Fungi; Ascomycota; Eurotiomycetes; Eurotiales; Aspergillaceae
Exons: 2
Coding region: 1-1644 (547 amino acids)
Molecular function (GO): metal ion binding
Source: RefSeq, a predicted model, not a curated record
AUGUCGUCCCUGUCGAGUCCGGCGUCUUCCAGAUCUGCCUCAUCUACCACUGCCGCCGCCGCCGCUUUCGCCGCCCCACCGCCUUCUGCUGGUCUCAGGCCUCAUGCGAGCUCGGAGCAUUUACGGACAAGUGAGGCCGGUCCUGCACUAGAUAGACGCACUGAGAGACGGCGAUCCACUCUCAGCGGGUCGGAUCGUAAGCGACGGAUAGUCAGUCUGGAGGCGGAUGCGUGGUCGAGGCGUGCAGUUCCCGAACCGUUGACGGAAGCCGGGCCGAGCAGCAGUCGAGCAGCAGCGAUGGAUAGCAGGUCUAUCCCCCGGUUUUCCGCCUUCCAGGCACAGACGCCUCAGGAUCCUCCUUCGUCCUAUGCCAAUCCUAUCGAUCUAACAUCACCGCCGCCACCGCAGUCCCGGCCGCAGGGUACAUCCGGCUCAACCGAUAACUAUCGACGGGGAUCGGGGUCACGUACGGGUACUGGUGAUUACGUGGAGUAUACACGGCCGCAAUGGCAGCCUGAUGCGGAGGUGACGAAAUGUCCCAUCUGCGGGACAACUUUCAGCUUUUGGUACAGGAAGCAUCACUGCCGUAAAUGUGGCCGAGUCGUGUGUGCGUCAUGUUCCCCCCACCGGAUUACCAUUCCCCGACAGUUCAUUGUGCGCGACCCCAAUCGUUCUUAUGCCUCCUCCUCUUUGAUCCCCCCGCGCGCGGCUCCGAUUGUUGAUUUGGAAGGUGACGACGCCGCCAUGUCCCCAACUGCCCUCAAUCCUGCCCUGGGAGGCGGGGAGGAGGUGCGGCUGUGUAACCCCUGCGUCCCAGAUCCCAACCCAGAACCGCCUCGUGGGUUUGCGACUGUUCGGAGCCGCGGGGAAGCAGAAUCGCGCUCAGGCAUAGGGCAGGGGGGCUACGCUACUUCCUUCAAUCCAUCUGGACAUCGAUCUUAUCAUUCCAUGUCAUCGCCCGCUAAUCAGCAUCCGCAUAGUGGAGGCCUGUCAGGUACGUUUCCUUCACGGCCCGGACGACGGACCGUAGGCUCAAGCGAUUAUACGACAUUUGGUGGAUUGGGCGGCGCCUUUGCUCCACGGCUGCAGGAACGGCCCAGGCCCAUUGACUACGGAUCACUGUCUAGUUCCCGCUUCCAUCCUGUCUCAAUGGGUUCUGGUGCGUCCUCUCGACCAGUCCCGUAUCCAGCGGGAGGAAGUGCCAGUUCAUUACCCGUAUCUUCGACAGCCCGAUCUUCGUCCCUCGGGGUAGCGCCGUGGCGUCGGCCUCACGUUGAAGAGCGCGAUCUCUGUCCGAUUUGUGACCAAGAGCUUCCACCUUUGGGUAACAACGGGGACGAGGCUGGUCGGGAGGCACAUAUCCGCGACUGUAUUGAAAGUCAUGGUCGACAGGGUCGUUCGUCUCCGCAGAGCGGCAGCCCAGCGGCGUCCUCACCCGUUCCAGUUCGUCUGGUCGUAUUCAAGGCGACGGAGAAGGAUUGUGUGGGACAGGACGGAGGGCUACAGGAGUGUACCAUCUGCAUGGAGGAGUACGAGGUUGGCCAGUCGCUGGUGCGGCUGGAGUGUCUCUGCAAAUUCCACAAGCGAUGCAUCGUUGAAUGGUUUGAGCGGAAGAAGGAGUGCCCGGUGCAUAAAGUCUCCUGA